This is a messenger RNA of Aureobasidium melanogenum CBS 110374, 657 nucleotides long. RefSeq lists its product as uncharacterized. NCBI's taxonomy places the organism in Eukaryota, Fungi, Ascomycota, Dothideomycetes, Dothideales, Saccotheciaceae. The transcript is spliced from 2 exons. Bases 1 to 657 code for a protein of 218 amino acids. The record is from RefSeq and is a predicted model, not a curated record.
AUGGCAGUCUCAAAACGCCUUCGCGACGAUGCAUCCACCGACCGCGCCGCAAAGAAACACAAAAAGGGCUUUGUCGUCGGCCCUCAGAACCUGCCCGACGGCACCCACCGCCGCAAGACAAUUCAAAUCAAGCGCAAUCUGAUCGAAAAGGCAAAACUAAAGAAGGAGUAUGCAAAGCAAAAAGCUCAGACCGGAGAUGAUGGGCAGCCUAAACGACCAUCCACAUAUGCAAACACCGACGACGAUGAACAAGACUCGCCAGAAGAAGACGCAAACGAUACAGACGACGCUGAAGAGGAGGUGACAGCACCGCGACAAGCAAAACCGAAACACAAACCUGCAUCUCCAGCCCCUGUGCAAGAUGCACCGGCAGAGAGCACAACUUCAAACUUAUCAGGAAUCCACCACAGUCGCCGCCAGAAAAUCAUUCCCUUUGCAAAAGAACACCGUGCCGCUCAGCGCAAGAAGAGAGAAGCUGAGGAACGUCGUGCUGCAUACGAAAAGGCUCAAAAGGAAAGAGCUGAGAAGAUGGAAGAAAGAGAAAGGUUUAGAAAGGCUAUGGCAAAGGCAAGGAGCGGAGGCAAGAACGGCCAGAGGAAGCUGGGCAGAGAGAGCACAGUCCUGCUCGACCGCAUCAAGAGAAUGGUCCAGCAAUGA